AUGUCCAAGUUGCCAAAAAUUAUAAAACAAUUUUUAAAAAUCCCAUUAAGUUUUAAAACUUACACCACAAUGCAAUCGUUUACCGAGGAGUUGCAGCAAAAUCCUUCCAUCUAUAAAGUGGAAGAUCCCAGGAGUAUAACAAUCGCUAGAAAUUGUUUAAGAUCCGGAAACGUUAUAGCAUUGCCCACAGAUACGGUAUAUGGUUUAGCAUGUGAUGCCAACAACGAAAAGGCUAUACAAAAUUUGUACAACAUCAAAGGACGAGACUUUCAUAAACCUGUGGCUAUAUGUGUUAAAGAUUUAGCAGACUUGCGCAAAUAUGGCCAAGCGGAACAUUUAAAUGAUUCUUUACUGGAACAGUUAUUGCCCGGAGCCAUUACCAUUGUAAUAGAGCGAUCAAAACAUUUAAGUAAUCCAUUUCUAAAUCCAACAACUAGUAAAAUUGGUAUACGCAUUCCUGAUUUCGAGUUUAUACAACAACUAUGUGCUAGUUUUGAUGAACAACCUUUGGCUCUGACCAGUGCCAAUCGUUCUUCAGAACGCAGUAGUUUAAAUAUUAAAGAAUUUGAUGUUUUAUGGCCAUUACUGGGCGGUAUAUUCGAUGCUGGUCAAGUAGGUUUAACAGAAGAAAGACGUUCCGCUUCCACUGUUGUGGAUUUAGCUACGCCGGGUUUAUUUAAAAUUGUGCGUGAAGGUGUAGCUUUAAAACAAACAUUAGAUGUAUUACACGCUCAUGGCCUUAAAUCAUUCGAGUCUACGAGAGUUUAGUUGUUAAGUUUUAGCAUACGAGUAAAAUUAUAUUUUUUUUUU
Molecule: messenger RNA, 810 nt
Organism: Lucilia cuprina (Australian sheep blowfly)
Lineage: Eukaryota; Metazoa; Arthropoda; Insecta; Diptera; Calliphoridae
Gene: Tcs1
Product: yrdC domain-containing protein, mitochondrial
Exons: 1
Coding region: 1-768 (255 amino acids)
Biological process (GO): regulation of translational fidelity
Cellular component (GO): cytoplasm
Molecular function (GO): nucleotidyltransferase activity; double-stranded RNA binding; tRNA binding
Source: RefSeq, a predicted model, not a curated record